ACAAAGCGGAAGUUUAACUCGGUGAUCUCCCUUUGUAAACAUGAAGGCGUUUUCCAGUCAUUUUCGCUCUUAGUGUUAAUAAAUGCAUUCUACCUGCCAAGACCCAUAUCUUUUGCUAUAAUGAUUCCUUGGUAUUUAUUGAAAAUGUAUCUGCAACAGCACACCAAGUUUGCUGCAGGGAUAGCAGCACUGAUUUCAGCCACUCUCAUCUUUUAUAGUCAUUUGCAUGUGCUUCUGGCAGCUUGGUGCUUUGUGAUGGGUAUCAUCGUUUCAUACAGUUUCUUCAGCCAUGACACAGUUUUACCAAGCCUUCUGAAGUAUUCAAGAAGCAGAAAGAAAAGAAAUCUUGAUGAUGAGCUAAGUCUUAUGAAGACAGUUUGCAGAGUUUGUGGACAAAAGAAGUGUCCAAGACAUAGACCAGAGCUGAACAUCCUUGCAUUUCAACCAUGGACCAAUUUGGAGGUUCCUCAGCGUGUGGAUGAGGCAGUGGAAGAGUUUCUUAACAUCAUCUUUAAAGAGUUUGUCUACAUCUGGUAUAAAGACUUGAGCCAGGAUGAAGAAUUUGUGGAUGAACUGAGAACAAAUAUGCGAUUUCUGGCAUCAGUACUUCUACGCCGCAUGAAAAAGAUUGAUAUACCAAGCCUGGUGACACAAAAGCUGUGUAAAGCUGCUAUCUAUCAUAUUGAUGCAGUCAUUCAAGCCAGCAGAGAUGCUGUACCACAGGAUAGUGAUCUGCAGCAGGCUGCUCUUGACUACAUGGGCUCGCAUGUACACUGUGCCAUGUGGAGCCGCAAAGCUGAGCUGGAAUAUCUCCGACGACUCACAGAAAGUCUUUUCCCUUACAUCUUACACCGCCAGGCUCUCAACUCCAAAUGUACUUGUGCUGUAUUGCGUGAGAUUAUUGCAGGGUCUGCAUUACUACCUGCUAUGGAUGCCAUUGCCAACUCUGACAUGCUGAACAAUUUGUUGCUGAUAUUUUUAGAUGACACUCCUCCUCCACCUCCAAAAGAACCACCAUCACCAAGGGUCCAGUUUCUUGCCCACUUUGCAAUACCCCAGGCUACAAAUCAGUCUUGUCUUAGGAUGGAGCUGAAUGAAGUUAUGAACACAGGUGCAGUGAGACAUCUGUAUCCAUUUAUGCAGUUUCUCAAAAGUGAGGCUGCUGUUAAUGUUCUCCAGUUCUGUUUGUCAUGUGAGGACUUCAACAAACAGAUAUUAAGUCCUGAUGUUUCUCAAAGUGAGUUUGUUUACUUGCAUAACAUGGCCAAAGAUUUGUACCGUACAUAUGUUUCACCAGAUGCACUUGAUAAAAUCAAGUUUGAUGAAGAUGUUGUGGCUGAACUCAGAGAAGUUGUGGAAGGUCCUCCAGACCAGGUCAUUCGACUUCGUACUUCCACUCCAUUGUUUAAGGCUUAUGAACAUGCCUAUGACCUGCUGGAACACACAUUUCUGUCUUUGUUUCACCAGAGCGAUGAUUAUUAUAAUAUGAUCAGUGGGGAAAGACCAAACUCAAGCACAUCUCGACAGCAUUCAAAUAAUCUACAAGCUCCCAAGAACAAUAAUUCUAGGGUCUUAAAGAAAAAAGAUUUUGGAUUUUCCAACAUUGGGUCCAAAAUCAAAGAUGUAUUCCGUUCAUCAUCAGAGGACAGGAGCAGUGUUGAUCACAGUGAUGAACCUGAAGGACUUUCAGCAUUUUCCACACCAAUGGUGCGUGUGGAUGAAGAGGAUGUGACCACAUCAGGACUAUACCAGGAGCGAACCCACAACGAUGCCUUGCAUGAUCUGAGUUCAUGGCGAGUUACUGUUCCUCGAACAGGAGCUAGGCCUGAUCUUGAGAAUAUCCGCAAGCAGUACUAUGUUUUUAUCAUCGAUGUCCGAAGAGUGGAUGUGCAAGAAGGUGAUAAAUCAAGCUGGACUGUUGCAAGGAGGUAUCAUGAGUUUUAUGUUUUGGAACAAAAACUUACCGAAUUUCAUGGGGAAUUUGUGGAUUGCCAGUUGCCACCAAAGAAGUCGUUUGGCACCAAAUCACAGGAAUUUGUAGAGAGUAAAAAAGAGGUCUUUGAACAGUACCUUCAGAAGCUGCUGACAAUACCUCACCUGAAAGGAAGCGAAUUACUGUAUAACUUUCUAACUUCAGAGGAUGAGUUUACCACCAGUUUUCUUCCUGACAUCAAAUUUGGGAGAUUUGUCAAGUCUGUUCCAAUGAAACUUGUAAAAGAGAAAGGACAACAUUUGGAUCCAUUCUUAGUGAACUUCUCUCAGUCAACUGAAGCAGCCAAACCUAGACCUUAUAAAUCAGAGCGAAGAGGAUCAGAUGCUUCACAGCUGUCAACAUCAAGUGAAAAGCUUGUGAGCAGCCUGUAUGAAAACAAUGUCAAUAGUGGGUUUGCACCCCCACCAAACAAGGUGGAGUUAUCUGAUGAAACAAUUGAAACAAAUGGAGUUUUUGACUCCAUCAUCUCUGUUGCUCGUGAAGUGUUUGGGGUGCCAGCCUGGUUGCACCAUGUAUUGAUCACCCUGCGUAUGCUACUCCGAAACACCUUUGACAGAUAUAUGGAGAAUUACAUUGAGUUCAAAGUUGCACAAGUCACACAAGAGCAUAGAGUGGUUUCACUUAUUCAUCUGCUUCGAGAUGUGCUCUUUUUUGAUACAGAUCCACCAAGGACAGAUGAGCAGAAAAAGCAGAGAUAUGAAGAGGCAUUGAAUGGAGUCAUUGAGUUUAUUCCAGGUUUUGUGUCAACAGUUGUGGGAUCCAAAAAGGUUGUUGUUGGAAGCAAGUUCUUGCUGGAUGUAUUUCAGAAGCCUAAACUUAACAAACAGCUCAGCUAUGUCAUUUUGGAUAUAUUCAUUACCGAACUGUUUCCAGAGCUUGUAGAAGAUCCAGAUCUAUUCAAAACACGCUGAGAAACUUUUUUGCUAAGGCAUCUUUGUGAUAAACUGAUGUUAAAAAUUCUGAAAUUUUAAAUACAUUAAGUUCAAAGUUGCAGAAAAGGAAUUUACAAACUAAUAACCUUAACAAGUAUUUUACUUUGAACAAAUUUUUUUUUCCCCAAAGUGCACCUUUUAUUUAUCACUGAUGGCAAUAUACGAGACCAGUUUUUACGUUUUAGUCUCUCUUAAUGCUUCCCCUACAGUUUGAACCUGUGAAUGCAACUGUCUUCAAAGUUUUAUAGCACAGUCCUGUUGAUACAUCCAUAAUUAAUGAGCUAUUCUAUAGCUCAGUUAUGUCAUAACAACUGUAUUGAAUGAGUUAAUCACUCAUGCAUACAGACACUUAAAAUUUCUUGUAUCUUUAUGGAAACAUCUAAUGACUAGAAAAUCUUAUGUUGCAUGUAUGCUGCAGCAUAAAAAAUUGAUGCUAUUUGUUUUAGAAGACUAAACAACACUUUUGAAUCACAUUAAGUAGUUAAAGUUUGAGAUUUAUAUGUGCAGUUAGAAUAUUAGAAAUACCAUGUGUAGGUGGUGGUGGUUGGCGAAGGUUAGGAGAACUAAGGUUCUUUGGAAGAAUAAAAAUUAAAACAUUUCAGUCAAGAAAAUUUCAGCUCAACUGAAAAUUUGUUAUGCAUUUAGCUGAUACGAUGAUAUCUAAUAUUUGUAAGUUGUAACUCUUUCUGAUUUUAUUAUGAAAACAGAACAUUC
Pomacea canaliculata is the source of this 3639-nucleotide messenger RNA. RefSeq names its product sorting nexin-14-like. Gene Ontology annotation, cellular component: late endosome. Gene Ontology annotation, molecular function: phosphatidylinositol binding. The record is from RefSeq and is a predicted model, not a curated record. The coding region runs from base 121 to 2904 and encodes 927 amino acids. Lineage: Eukaryota; Metazoa; Mollusca; Gastropoda; Architaenioglossa; Ampullariidae. The transcript has 34 exons. Gene Ontology annotation, biological process: autophagosome maturation.